UACCAAAUUAUUAAAGGAGCGAGGUGGUUAUGUUAUGAAACUGAAACUUUUACAGAUAAAGCAAUGAUAACUGAAAACAGUGUUGCUCCUUUUGCUCCCCCUGAUGAAAAUAUGUAUGUGUCUUGUGAAUUUUGUGGUAAAGAUAUUUUAAUGGAUCAAGAAGCAAUUAUAGUGCAUGAGUCAGGAUGUCGUCCUGAUUUAUUAAGUCUUCCUUCAGUUGUAUCAAAUGAACACAAAUUGCGUAAUUCUGCUCAUGAAGCUUAUUCUUAUAAUGAUAAGGCUAGUGCUCUGCAGAGAAAACGAAGGAGCUUAGAAAAGCCUGAAGACAAAAAAGAAUCUGCCAAAGAAGAAUGUGGAAUUUGUUCUUUGAUAGUACCCAAAGAUAAACUUUCUGAGCACUUUAGUAAAUGUGUUGUGGAAAAUUCUAAUAAUCCUUAUUCAGAAUGUGGAAUGUCUACACCUCAGCCUAUAGCAAGUUGUGCAGAUGGUUCUAAAAUUAAAAUGCAUACUGAGGGGGCAAAAAUAAAUUUAUAUCCUUCAAUGGGAGAGCUUUUGCUGUGCCCAUACUGUUCCAUGAAUUUUCUCUCAAAGCGUUUUGCCAAUCACAAGAAAUACUGCAAAUCGGCUUUAGUAGAAUGUCCUAUUUGCCAAGACACUUAUCACAUUGAUGAAAAAGAGGAGCAUAGAACUACUUGUGAUGCAUUAGAUACUGUACUAAUUCCAGAGAGUGACUUGAAAUUGGAAUUGCAGAAUAAGUUUGGAACUUUACAUUCAGAUGAAAAUAUGAGAGAAAAGGAAGCAUUAUAUGAACAAUGUCCUUUUUGUGAGAGUAAAAUUCAUCAACAUUCUUAUUCUAAACAUUUACUAACUUGUUCUCUGUCUAUGAAACAAUGUCAUCUUUGUAAGCAAGAAUUCCCUAAAGAAAGUGAAAGAGAUCAUUUUACUGUGUGUCCAAAAUUAUUCAAGAUAAGUUCAAAAUCUGGUCAAGAUGAGUUUUUUUAUGGAGGUUUCUCUCCAAGCGAUUCUGAAACAAAGAUCCCACUUUUAUUGCUAACUCAAAUAGAUUCUGGAGCAAGGCCAAAGAAUAAAAAUUCAGAAGAGACUAGUGCAUUUUAUAGAAUUACGGGAGCAUUUAAAAGUUUAUUUUCUGAUUUUGAAAAAGCAAACCCUAGCCAUUCUGUGGAUUCACAAACAAACAUGUAUCCUGCUGAUGCUAACUAUAAUGUGGAACUGCGAAAUAAGUUCGGAACUUUACAUUCAGAUGAAAAUAAGAGAGAAAAGGAAGCAUUAUAUGAACAAUGUCCUUUUUGUGAGAGUAAAAUUCAUCAACAUUCUUAUUCUAAACAUUUACUAACUUGUUCUCUGUCUAUGAAACAAUGUCAUCUUUGUAAGCAAGAAUUCCCUAAAGAAAGUGAAAGAGAUCAUUUUACUGUGUGUCCAAAAUUAAUCAAGAUAAGUUCAAAAUCUGGUCAAGAUGAGUUUUUUUAUGGAGGUUUCUCUAAAAGUGAUUCUAAAACAAAAUUUGCAAUUGAUGAAGAUAACCAAGAAGCAAUAGAGAAAGCUUUGUUACAGGAAAAUGAAGCUUUUACUUUUGGAUCCUCAAAUAAAGAGAAAAAUGUUGAGGAAGAGAAAUUAAGUUUUAAGUAUUCUCCAAAUCCCUUUUUAAACAAUAAAGAUUCCAAAUAUCAUAUUCAAAAUGAUUUAACAGAAAGUGACAAUGAAGAGAAUGAAAGCUUGGAAGAAUUCUGGGAGAGAGCAGAUAUCAAGCUUGCACAAAGAUUAAGACAGUUCACAAAAAUAAAGACUGAUUAAUAUUAUACAUUUUGUAUAACUUUUUCUAAAUGUUGGCUUUGAAUCAAAAUGUGUAUUUUGAUACUUGAAAAUAAAUUUUUAUGCAAUUGUUUUUAAA
Molecule: messenger RNA, 1909 nt
Organism: Parasteatoda tepidariorum (common house spider)
Lineage: Eukaryota; Metazoa; Arthropoda; Arachnida; Araneae; Theridiidae
Source: RefSeq, a predicted model, not a curated record